Messenger RNA from Dibothriocephalus latus, 432 nucleotides. NCBI's taxonomy places the organism in Eukaryota, Metazoa, Platyhelminthes, Cestoda, Diphyllobothriidea, Diphyllobothriidae. The record is from the annotation of a GenBank genome assembly.
AUGCUUCAAAUCAAUGAAAUUUUUAAGGCCCUUCAACAGGCAAUGCACGGACGGUGUGCCGCCAAGGAGGACCUGUAUGUAAUAUCUCAGAAUCCAGAAAUAAUAUUAAACUACCCGGUGCUUAAGGAAAAAAUUAACGAAAAUCAAAGUUGCCUGGAUUACUGUGCCGGAACCAUGGACUUGGAGCGGUUGUUCUCUGUAAGUGUGUUCAACCUUUCAGUCAUUAACCAGGUUGUUUCACUCCUAAUUAUUCCUUAUAUCACACCAGUUCCCAUCACUAUCAGAUCUACCGCCAGUGUUCAGAAUUUACUUUGCAUAAUCAGAAUAAAGAUUACUGCGACCCAAAUGUGCCUACCUAAAAGCCCGGUAGAAUGGGAUUUCGGCCCAACAUUCACAUAUUCAUGCGGCAGUUCGACCGUCGGUUUCUACUAG